AUGCCGCCACAACCGGCCAAGAGCACACCACGCCUCGACGUGGAAACGCUGAUUGAUCUCGCAAGCAGGAGAUGGAUGGCGGCGAAACUAACGAAAUUUGGAUCAGUAACCUCUCGAGACAUGAAUAGGAUCCCGGGUGCUCAUAGAAGAUUUUCCAUACUGCGAUUUGGCGGGGAGCAAGGUGGCCAAUCGAAAAGGUUCCUUCGGCGAGCAGAGACGGAUCCAUACGGGAAGGCCAAAAGUCGAGCCCGAGGCGAGCCGACCUACGUGGCACGCUCCGCGCAUAAGCUCAUCCAACUUGACAAACAGUUCCGGAUCUUCCCCCAACCUGCUCGCCCGGCGCCGAAAGCCGCUUUCCGGGUCCUUGAUCUUGGUGCCGCACCCGGAGGUUGGUCUGAGGUCGUACUUGAACGUCUGGCUCAAUUAAAACAUCAACACAGAUUGGUUGCAUGCGACCUGUUGCCUCUCCACCCUUCGAUCGGUUCCAAAGUCUCCAAGAACGUCGACUUUCAUUCGAUCCAGGGCGACUUCAUGGACGCCCAAGUGCGAGCAAAGAUAGUCGAGUUAUUAUUCGAUUCGACUGUUCAUGAUCAUCAUCACAAUCACGACUGUGGGGAAGACGAAGCACAGGAGGAGAUAAGCGAUCGACAAGGCAUCACGACGGUCAUUCUUUCGGAUAUGUUACAUUCGAUGACCGGAAUUCCAACUAGGGACUCACAAAACUCGCUAGAUUUGUCGGUCACAGUAGCAGAUCUUGCAAGAGACUUGAUUGCACCCAAAACCGACGGCUCUCGUUUCAGCGAUACCCUCAUCCUCAAACAUCUCCAAUCCGAGUUCACCCAUGAGUUUCGCGAGCGGCUAUUGGCCGAUUGGUUGCUUGUCAAGUGGGUAAAACCCUUGGCCAGUCGCUCCGAAUCCCGUGAAGGUUUUUUCGUGACCCGUGGCCGGCGAAAGUAA
Messenger RNA from Puccinia triticina, 957 nucleotides. RefSeq lists its product as uncharacterized. The transcript has a single exon. Gene Ontology annotation, molecular function: rRNA (uridine-2'-O-ribose)-methyltransferase activity. Bases 1 to 957 code for a protein of 318 amino acids. Gene Ontology annotation, biological process: RNA methylation. NCBI's taxonomy places the organism in Eukaryota, Fungi, Basidiomycota, Pucciniomycetes, Pucciniales, Pucciniaceae. Gene Ontology annotation, cellular component: mitochondrion. The record is from RefSeq and is a predicted model, not a curated record.